AUGACACGAUCAUUAACGAGGGCAGCUCUGUCGAUUUCGGCCAGGACAGGCACCCGUGCAAAGUUAAGCAUCGGCACGGGAUCUCCGCAGCUGGAACAUGUCCUCCCGCAGCCCCCCGCGCCUCCUCCUCCCGCACCGCCGGGCGGGCGAUGGAGUUACCUUGACGCUCCUGGUAGAGAAGCCAGAGACGGAGGGAGGCGGCGGCGGCCUUGGCGGAGCGCGGCCGAUGCCUGGCGGCGGCGGCGGCCCGAGUGCGGUUCUCGCCGGGCUCGGUCGCUGCCGCGGCGGCGCAGGAGCCCUGUAGGCCUCGGCCUCGGCGGCGGCGGCAGCGCGGCCUCCCCGGCGCAGGGCGGCGUCGGCGGCGGCGGGUUCAGGCGCGGGCGGCUCCGCUCAGUCCCGUGCACUCCCCGCUGCCUGCGGUGCUGCUGCCUCUUCACAUUCCCGGAGAAGGGCCCUGCGAGGCGGGAGGGAGCCGAGCCGAGCCGAAGGGGAGCGGCGGGCGCGAGGGGGGGCAGUGCCGGGCAGGGCGGGGAGCGCUGCUGUUCCGCCGGCGGCUGGCGCGGGGGAGAGCGAACGGCGGGUCCCGGUGGGCGUCGGGGUCUCGCUCCUAUUGUGGCUCUCAGCGGGCUCCGGCCAUGGCACUCGCUCGCACGCACUCGCUCUCGCUCACAACCGAGCGCGCUGCUGCCACCGCCCCCCGCCCGCGGACCGCCCCCGACCGCCCACCGGAGCCGCCGCCGGGACGCGCCGCCUCAGUGGCGCCCGGAGCCGCCUUGGCCGCCGGGACCGCCGGGAAAGGGCCGCCCCCUCCCCCGGCAGCGCGGCCCCGCGGCCCCUCGCGUCCCUCGUCUUUCUCGCCCGCGCGUCGCUCGCAUCCCUCGCCCGGGCGAGCGGCGGGGCCCGUCGGCUGAGCAGUAA
Molecule: messenger RNA, 918 nt
Organism: Haemorhous mexicanus (house finch)
Lineage: Eukaryota; Metazoa; Chordata; Aves; Passeriformes; Fringillidae
Product: collagen alpha-1(II) chain-like
Exons: 2
Coding region: 1-918 (305 amino acids)
Source: RefSeq, a predicted model, not a curated record